AUGGUGGUCACCGGAAAGAUGUUGUCAGAGGUAAUGGUUGUGUCUGUAAAAAUGAUGCGGUGGUGGUCGAACAAUGAAACAAGAGGGCAGUCGAGACAAAGAUGUGGCGAAGAAGAAAGCAGCGCCGUGAAGCCGUGGCCGAAGGUGGAGUUGUGGCGGCACUUCGUUGGCAGUAACCCUAGUGGCCGAAAAUCUGUUGGUCUACCCCACCCAGCCUCUUUCUUGUUGAAUUACACUUCCAAGAGGAAGUUCUAUUUGAAGCAUGAUACGUAUCAAUUUCAGUUUCUUACUAUUUGAUUGGAUCGUAUCCCGUGUAUUUUUGUGCUUUGAUGUCUUCCAUUUACGAGGAAAAUAAUUAAGGAUGAAGAUGGAUUCCUUUACAUGAAUUAUAGUGGUGAAAACACAUUUGGAUCUUUUGAAAUGCAGGAAUUGUCAAUGUGAGAUAUUGUUGAUAUGAUAAAAUGAAGGGAAAAUGACUAAUAAGGAUUCUUCUUCUUUUCGUUUCCAUCAUUCUUCUUCCCGUCUCCUCUGAUGGCUUGGAUCCAAACAAAAAAAAAGGUGCUUUCUGGAAAUGGGUUGAUGAUAUGCUCAUAGAGUCAUGAGUUUGGCCAGAGAACAAGUUGCUUAUCUAGUAUUAGGGUUUAUGUAUGAUAUGUUCAAGACUAUAAAUGGAAUGUGUUCAUGGAUUUGUAUUGUUUCGUACAAUUCAUAACACCAUUGGUUAUUUCUCUAAAAUGCCAUGGCUCGCUGCUCCAUUCUUUGAUUCCAAAACACGAGAAGCUUUAGAUGAAUCUUUUAAAGUUAAUGGAGUCCCUCAUCUUGUGUUCCUUGAUGAAAACGGGUAACUUUUGAAUGAUCGUGGGGUAGAAAUCAUUGGGGAAUAUGGAGUAGAGGCGUACCCAUUUAUACCAAAACACCCAUCUACUAUUUUUUUCAUUUAGAACCCACAAAGGGAGUUAAAUUUGGCAUUUUACUGUGAUAUGAGA
Lactuca virosa is the source of this 986-nucleotide messenger RNA. The record is from the annotation of a GenBank genome assembly. Lineage: Eukaryota; Viridiplantae; Streptophyta; Magnoliopsida; Asterales; Asteraceae.